CACGUUACAGGACAGCUAUCAUUUUUCAUCCCGUCACCUCCGCUUCACCUAAAAUUAAACGGCCAAGAUCAAGUUGUUCCUACGCUUACUAUCUUUAAAAGAAGUUUUCCUUGAUCCUUCGCCAUCUAAAAGGAAAAAAAAAAGGUUUCUUCUUACAGAAAAACUGUUGAGAUAUAAGAAAGAACUUUGUGAAUAUAAUUUGUUGCUUUUCUUCGACUCAUAUUCAUGACUUCCAGGCGAUGUCCUCGUUGGUUCUUCAUUCUGUUGGGGGCGGUAGUGGUCCUGACUGUUGCCGGUUUUAGCUGCACAAGUGUUGACCACAUGCCAUCGACAGAGGAGGAAGUUAUAGACUAUUUCAAUUUAAAGGGCAAGACGCAACAAGGAACGAAGAGCAAGACGCAACAAGCCAAGGAUGAGCUGAAAGAUGAGACACAGCAGGCUGCGAAAGAGGUAAAGAGCAAGAAAAAACAAGCCGAGGAUAUGGCUUCAGAGGUGGGGAAAGAGGCCAGGGAGUCCUCAGAGUCGUGGACUGAGUGGGCUAAGGAGAAGAUCUCUGCGUAACUUGGGUUUAAGCAAGACGAUCCUAAGGAUUCUGUUAGAAAAGCUUCUGAUUCAGUGGUUGGCACUGCCACAAAGACCAAGGACAAGGUCCAAGACGUGGCCUUAGGAGCUGCCGAAUACAGUGCAGAGAAGGCAAGGGAUAUGAAAAAUACAGCUUCUAAGAAUGCCGGUAAUAUGAAGAAUGCGGCAAAGGAAAAGGCUGCUGAGAUGAAAAACGCAGCGAUAGAGAAGGCCUGUGUAUUAACAAAUGAGGCAAAAGAAAAGGCUGACACAACAUCCAAUGCAGCUAGAGAGGUUACAAUCUCAGCCAAGGACAAAGUCACUGACAUGGUAGAUACAACAAGUGAGUUGACGAAUGAAGCCAAGGAAAAAGCAGCUUGGAAGGCCGAACAAGCAAAGGAGGCAGCUGCAGAGAAAACAGAGAGUGCCAUGGAUGAAACCAAGAAGGCAGAAACAGAGGAGAGCCUGAGCUGGGCCAAGGAGAAAGCUGAAGAAGAUGCUGCCAAAAGCAAGGCCAAGAAGGAAGCUAAAGAAGGCUAUGAUGCGGCCAAAAGCAACGCUGAAGAGACCUUAAAGUCUGCCAAGGACACCGUUACUUCAAGUUAUGAGUCUGCAAAGCGGAAAUCCCAAGAAGUCAAAGAUAAUAUAUCUGGUCGAUGCCAUGACGAGGAGCUCUGAGUUGCCAAUGCCGAGGGGUUGUUUGUUUUGA
Molecule: messenger RNA, 1270 nt
Organism: Durio zibethinus
Lineage: Eukaryota; Viridiplantae; Streptophyta; Magnoliopsida; Malvales; Malvaceae
Product: Late embryogenesis abundant protein (LEA) family protein
Source: RefSeq, a predicted model, not a curated record